GUGUCCUUCGAGGACCCCGGCGAAGCGAGCACCGCGUUCACCAGCGCCCUGGCGCACGUAUCUGCGGACAUGACGCUGCCAGCGGCGCGCGGCGACUGGACAGAACUGACCCCCGCCGCUGGGUCCGACGGGGAGACGGACGGCGCGGGGGAGGAG
Prorocentrum cordatum is the source of this 156-nucleotide messenger RNA. Lineage: Eukaryota; Dinophyceae; Prorocentrales; Prorocentraceae. The record is from the annotation of a GenBank genome assembly.